Messenger RNA from Rhodotorula toruloides NP11, 510 nucleotides. RefSeq lists its product as uncharacterized. Lineage: Eukaryota; Fungi; Basidiomycota; Microbotryomycetes; Sporidiobolales; Sporidiobolaceae. The record is from RefSeq and is a predicted model, not a curated record. The transcript is spliced from 3 exons. The coding region runs from base 1 to 510 and encodes 169 amino acids.
AUGGGCCGCAAGAACCGCUCUUCCACACGCAUCGAUAGCUCGAAUGCUGUCGCACCUGCUUCCACACCCGUCCUAAGCCGUUCCUCCUCGCCCUCCCCACUCGCCUCGACACACCUUCCCGCCAACCUAGGCGACAAGGAUGGCUUGGUGGACGUUGCGGGCUUGCGUCGGCGCACCACGAGUGUUGAGGAAGGCCCUGGGACCGCCGGCUGGGCGCUUGAGCCGGAGGACUCGGCGGACGAGGAUCUCGCAGAUCAGGAUGAAGAGGAGGACGGGAAUAGCGAGAUGCUACGAUGGGGCUGGACGCUCGUCGUGGGGUCGUCGUUAGCCUUCUUCCUCGGCUUCUGGUCCAUCCUCAUUGGUCCCUUCUGCGCGCCAACGGGCAUACGGAUCCUCGAUGCGCUCGCGCGAGAUACCUACAACAAAUACCUCGCUGUCUUGCUCGUCCCGGUGACCGUCUGCUACGUUAUCGUCAACUGGUGGGGUCUCAAGAUCUUCCGGCACGCAUGA